Messenger RNA from Daldinia loculata, 1070 nucleotides. Its product is annotated as cytochrome c oxidase assembly protein COX16-domain-containing protein. The transcript is spliced from 2 exons. NCBI's taxonomy places the organism in Eukaryota, Fungi, Ascomycota, Sordariomycetes, Xylariales, Hypoxylaceae. Bases 98 to 445 code for a protein of 115 amino acids. Gene Ontology annotation, biological process: mitochondrial respiratory chain complex IV assembly. The record is from RefSeq and is a predicted model, not a curated record. Gene Ontology annotation, cellular component: mitochondrial inner membrane.
AUACUUCUCAAUGCCAACAUCAGCCUCUACACCCAUUGACUGGUCCUGAUCUGACUUGAAACCCGUUCUACGAUUUCAUUUACCUCGCCCGUUCGCAAUGGCGAUAUUUCAAGCAAAGAAAUAUCGGAGUGCCGCCGAUGCCGGCACGUUUGCCGCGAAAUACCGUGCUAUGAUGGCGAAACACCCGUUCUUGCUAUUCGGGCUACCAUUCAUGUCUGUUAUCGUAGCUGGAUCCUUUGUGCUAACACCUGCCACGGCCGUACGAUACGAGAAACAUGACCGACGAGUUAGACAAAUGACGCGGGAAGAAGAAUUAGGAGUCGGUAGAACAGGGCGGAGAGUCAAUAUGAAGGACGAAUAUUAUAGGCUCGCUGCUAAAGACAUAGAUAACUGGGAACAGAAGCGUGUCAAGAGACUUCCUGGAGAGCACGACGGCGUGUUAUAAAAAUGUUCAGCCUACGGAACAACUUCACAGUCGAUUAUUAGCAAUGCCAUACUAAAACUCAGGAUUCGAUAUGCUUAUUUUAGAGCAUCUGAGUUGAUCACGAUAUGAGCGGUCCGUAUAUCAGGGGGCCACUUCGAGCCCAAAUAAAUCCUCAGGCCCGACUACUCAAUUAUCGAUUCUGAUGAAAUACUCGUAGUAGUUGUGGUAAAACUACACAACGACUAAGAAUAAAUACUUCCCUCGGUCACCCUAUUACUAUUAUAAUAGCUUAGAGUGGUUUCUUUGAAAGCUUCAUGUGUUGUCUUGAUCUAGGCCGAUGCGCUAGAGGUUAUAUCGCGCGAGAUUCCACGAUUCAUCCAAAGACUAAAGUUCGGGAGUCGGCCGAUGAUUAGGGUUGGACCACUUUCAUGCUUUCUACCGCCACCCACAAUGGACCUAGAAGAGCCUGAAGAGGGGUAGCUUGAGCUCUCAAUGUCAGCUAGGUAUGCUUUAUAGUGCGAGAGAUGUACCCAAUGUAUUCAGUCCUGCCACUACAUAUCAAACAUAAUACGCAUCAAAUACGAAAUAUUGAUUGCCUGCAGUCUUAUCAGCAGCCAUUCUCGGCAUUGCAACUGUUCGGUUUUAC